AUGAUAUCCCUUGCCCACCAGCUGUGUAGGAGCCUCCAGGCACCGGCAACGAUGAAAAGAUUCCGAGACGCUGGGAUAGGAAUUGCGUUCAUCGUUCUCAACCAAUUCCUCGUCGUACCCAUCCAGAUUCUACUUGACCUGCAUUCUUUUAGCCUUCCAGCUUCCGUAUUAGUCAUGCUCCUUUUCUGGAUAUUCAUGAUCGUCGCGAACUACAUUCACGGAGGUACUGCACAAUUCUACAACAAGCAUUUACGUGGACCGACCGAUUUCCUUGGCCGUCACAUGUCCUUUGGGUUCGUGGCUUCGUUUAUAAUGCUCAACAAGGAGCAUACACCCAGUGCCAUCGAGGUUCUUAGAAUUUCCGGCGCCUUCCUUACGACCACUCUAAUAAGUUACAUCGGCGCUUACUUAAUUACAGCGGGAAGCUUCAAGGUAGAGCAACGAUUCCGGGGUCAACAAAUGAACGUGUGUGACCCGGAAAAUAGCAACAAGUCUUGGCCCAGUUCUUGCACGGCAUUACCGACGCCACCAACAGAAGGAUCCCCAAGACCCUUAUCCCAACUGUCUCAGAUAAGUGUGACCAUCGUGAAAACUGACUCUUUUACUUCGAUUGAGCCGGCUGAAAAGAACUCGACCUCGCAAUUUAUCGAUCAUGUUGUUCUCACAGCCCCUCUAUGGAUCUGUUUCUUCCUCCUUACCAUAGUCGGAAUUCCAGUAUCAAUUGCGACUCGUUACGAAACACCAUUCGAGGCUCUGUGUUUCGUACUGUUCUGGAUCUUAUCUGUCCAAUUCCAAAGAUCAUUGAAGGCACCAUGUCGCCUUCAGCGGCUCCCGGGAUUGAGGUCGACAGUCGUCAUCUUAGCGAAUCCGGUGAUGGUCACCUGGGCACUUGGAACUGGCUACCUCUGGAUCAAGACAGCCUACACCAAGCAGACCAUCGGAAUUACCAUCUCUGAGUUUCACAGACACAAUACCUUAGUGGAAGGCAUAAUGGCCAUCAUGGACGGGGGCAAUCUGACGAGCCACAUUGGAGCUGGUGAUCUUUCCGGGCUAGUCCUGGACGCUGGCAUUGUCUGCUUGGGUUUCAAGAUGUUCGAGUAUCGAAAAGAGUUAUGGGAAAGCUGCGUCACAGUAUUCACCACAUGCGCAAUACUCGCUGUGGUCAACGUCUUCCUCAACGUUCUCAUCGCUCACGUAAUCGGUUUGAAAUCUACCGACGCUCUCGCUUUCGCUGCUCGAUCCGUCACGAUCGCUCUGGGAGUCCCCGCGAUUCAGAACUUGGGCGGCAGUGCCACGAUUAUGAGCGCGAUGGUGAUAUUUGGCGGAAUUCUCUUCCAGAUGGCCGGAGACUGGGUAUUCUCCAUCAUGGGGAUACAAGAUCAGAAAUGCCAGCAGAAAUCUGACAGCAAUAGCGGCAGCGACUUGGAGAAGGGUUUCGUGGCGGAACUGGGCGAGAAGGAAUCACGGAGGAGGGCUGGUUCGGACAAUGCGGUCAUUGCGGCUGGCGUGGCAGUUGGUAUCAACGCGGCGGCUAUGGGAACGGCACACUUAAUCGAGCGAGACUCGAGGGCUACUGUGUAUUCUGCAUUGUCAAUGACUCUGUUCGGGGCUAUGACGGUAGCACUUACAGCCUUGCCCGGCGUUUCGGAGGCGGUGAUAUCUCUGUCAAAGCUGUGA
Molecule: messenger RNA, 1677 nt
Organism: Annulohypoxylon truncatum
Lineage: Eukaryota; Fungi; Ascomycota; Sordariomycetes; Xylariales; Hypoxylaceae
Exons: 2
Coding region: 1-1677 (558 amino acids)
Source: RefSeq, a predicted model, not a curated record